AAGCCAGAAGCCAGAGAGCUCGGCAGCACACGACGCCUCCUAACUCGGUUAUCUAUUCCGCUUCUCACUGAGUCACCAACUCACCGAUUCAAAAGUCUCUCUCUCUCUCUCUCUCUCUCUCUGCUUUGUUGAGAUUCAUAGAAAUGGGUGGUGCGAAGGAGAACUCAGGGCGAGUAAUCGAGAUCAACGGCUUGAGAUUCACCUACCCGGGGAUCGACGGCCAUCCUCCGCCGGGCUCCAAGCCUCUGAUCGACGACUUCAAUCUCUCCCUCAACGCCGGAGACCGAUGCCUUCUCGUCGGAUCCAAUGGCGCCGGCAAAACUACGAUUUUGAAGAUAUUGGGAGGGAAGCACAUGGUGGAACCGCACAUGGUUCGUGUUCUCGGACGGUCGGCGUUCCACGACACCGCUCUGACUUCCUCCGGCGAUCUUUCUUAUCUCGGCGGAGAGUGGAGACGUGAAGUUGCUUUUGCAGGUUUUGAUGUUCCAAUUCAAAUGGAUGUUUCUGCGGAGAAAUUGAUUUUUGGGGUUGCAGGGAUUGAUCCUCAAAGAAGAGCUGAGCUGAUCAAGGUACUAGAUGUCGAUCUGUCAUGGAGGAUGCACAAAGUGUCCGACGGCCAGAGAAGGAGGGUGCAAAUAUGCAUGGGUCUCCUCAAGCCAUUUAAGGUUCUUCUUCUUGAUGAGAUUACAGUUGACCUUGAUGUUCUAGCGAGGGCCAAUCUUUUGAGGUUUCUAAUAAAGGAAUGUGAAGAGCGAGGUGCCACAAUCAUUUAUGCAACACAUAUAUUUGAUGGUCUGGAGGAAUGGCCAUCACAUAUUGUUUAUGUGGCUAAUGGGAAGUUGCAAUUAGCAAUGCCUAUGGAUAAAGUUAAGGAGAUAAGCAAAUUAUCAUUAAUGAGAACAGUUGAGAGUUGGCUGAGAAAAGAACGAGAUGAGGAGAGGAAGAGAAGGAGAGAAAGAAAGGAAAGCGGUCUUCCCGAAUUUGAAAACCAAAUCGAGGGAAGCCGUGUUACUGGGGACCCAGCUCGUAGCACUGUACGUCCACUUAAUAAUGGUUGGGCUGGAGGAAGACUGCACUCCACCAUUGCUGGAGAAGAGAACUUUCUGUUCAGCUCGAACAGAGUCUUGAGACAGUAAGAUAUACAAAUGAAAUUCAAAGAGCAUUUUCCAAAUUCCUUGGUAAUAAUACCCCUUGUUAAAUAAUCGACAGAGAAGAAUAUUAUAAGCCUACAAAUCUUCUAUUCUUUUGAGCUGUAAUAGUAAUAAAAUGAGUAGUAAUGAGUUUGCAACUCUUUCAUUGUAAUUUUUUAUGUUCACUUCCUUU
Molecule: messenger RNA, 1323 nt
Organism: Morus notabilis
Lineage: Eukaryota; Viridiplantae; Streptophyta; Magnoliopsida; Rosales; Moraceae
Product: ABC transporter I family member 20
Exons: 7
Coding region: 144-1136 (330 amino acids)
Molecular function (GO): ATP hydrolysis activity; ATP binding
Source: RefSeq, a predicted model, not a curated record